GGCAGAGGGGGAGGGGGAGCCUCCACUAGCAACUAAGCUUAGCUUCCUAAACUCAGCAGAAAGGUCAGAGGAAUUGCAGGAAAGGCCAGGCGCCCGGGCAUUCUGUCUGCCCGCCAAAGACGGACGAAAACCCAAGUUGUGCGAUGCAGCUUUAAAGGGGCUGGUGAUUGACAGAAUGUGUAGCAGUGGAUGGGGUGGAGCCGCUGGGUGGGGUCUGGGACCGGCAGCUGGGAGAAACCAAAAGGAAGAAAAAAGAAAACCAUUGCCCCUGAUUAUCGCUAAUGCCGGGCGGGGAAAGCUAGUCAGAAAGGGAGGAAAAGGAGGGCUUUAGAGCUCACCUCCACUCCCACCCACGGUCAACUCUCUCCAACCCUUCGGUCUCCUUUGGAGAUCAUUCAAAUCGAGUGUACACCGGCCCUGGUCGGUGCCCAUUACCUCUAACUCGCCACUGAACUAGGUUUGCAGUACGAGGGAGUGAGGACCCCGAGUCCAUCAGCUCAACCCCAGCCCCGCCCCGUCCGUUGGCCCUGGCCCCAGGCUGGGAGGAGAGGAUGCCUCCGGAGGCGCAGAAUCCAAAAAUAUGGAUCAAUUCAUAAACAACUUGAAGGCCCAGCUUAAUUCAGAAGGUAGCUCAAUGCAUGUAUUCAAACAGGUCACUGGCUCUGUUCCAAUCAGAGAUCCCCCAAAGACAGCAGGCAGAGGCAAUAUGACAUCUCUACCAUUUCUGGAUGCCAACCCCAUGGAGAACCCAGCACUGUUUAACGACAUCAAGAUCGAGCCUCCAGAAGAACUUCUGGCCAAUGAUUUCAGUCUGCCCCAGGUGGAACCAGUCGACCUCUCCCUUCACAAGCCCAAGGCUCCUCUCCAGCCUGCCAGCAUGCUGCAAGCGCCCAUCCGUCCUCCCAAGCCGCAGCCUGCUCCCCAGACUCCUGUAGUGUCCACUUCGACAUCUGAUGCAGGCACUUUAGCAAACAUCCCUGCCGUUCUGACUCCAGGCUCUAUUCUGGCCUCCUCUCAGGGCACUGGUGGCCAGCAGAUCUUCCAUGUGAUUCACACCAUCCCCUCAGUCAGUCUGCCAAACAAAAUGAGUGGCCUGAAGACCAUCCCAGUAGUGGUCCAAUCGCUGCCCAUGGUGUAUACUGCUUUGCCGGCGGAUGGGAACCCUGCCGCCAUUACAGUCCCACUCAUUGGAGGGGAUGGCAAAAAUGCCGGAUCAGUGAAAGUUGACCCCAUGUCCAUGUCUCCACUGGAAGUCCCAAGUGACAGUGAGGAAAGUGCAAAUGAGAGUGGAUCCUUGGCCUUCCAGGGACUGCAGCAAGAACCAGCAGCCAUGACCCCAAUGCAGGGAGAAGAGGCCCUUGACUUGAAAAGAAGACGGAUUCACCAAUGUGACUUUGCAGGAUGCAGCAAAGUAUACACCAAAAGCUCUCACCUGAAAGCCCACCGCAGAAUCCAUACAGGAGAGAAGCCUUAUAAAUGCACCUGGGAUGGCUGCUCCUGGAAGUUUGCUCGCUCAGAUGAGCUCACUCGCCAUUUCCGCAAGCACACAGGCAUCAAGCCCUUCCGGUGCACAGACUGCAACCGGAGCUUUUCUCGCUCUGACCACCUGUCCCUGCACCGCCGGCGCCAUGACACCAUGUGAGCUCCACAGUCCUCACUAGAAGAGCUGCGCUAGUCUCAUUCCUGUGUGUGUGCUGAAGUCAUGACCAUCUUUUCCUCUUUGACUUCAGCUUGCCUCUGGGAUGGGACUGGAGUAGCUCACUGAGCCAGGUUGAUGAGACUGGAGGAAAAGAUAGCUUAUUUCCCAUGGUGGCUCCUCAUAUUCCAUCUUCACAUCUUCGUAUAGGUUGAAUAAAAAGUGUGGCACCCAUGGUCACAGAUGGGACACUUUUCUACAAUAACAAAACAGGAAUCCAACUCAAGGCUGUGAACAAACAUAUGCUGCUUUUUUCCUGUUUUUCCCUCCUUUUGUUCUAGAAUUCUUAUCCAUAUUUUUGAAAAAUCAGUACUUAAAAGUGGUUGGUAGUGUUUUAAAAUGACUUUUUUUUUCAAGUUCCUAGAGAGAAGAGGGCAUAACAGUGUAGCUUAUUGGUAGCAUGGAUUGGCAUCCUGAGUAUAGGACACAUUCUCAGUGAAUAUACUGAGUCCCAUACAAAACUCAAAGGUUUUGUAAAUGCAAUCCUAUUUGUCCUUACAGUUUGGUUUUCACACAGUGCGGGCACUUCUGCUUCUUAAGUCCAUUGAAGGGAAUGAAGUGAUCUUGUCCAUCUCCUUCUCCUUCCUUCUCUUCCUCCUUCAACGUUAAGGAUUUUACAGCACAGUCACCUUCUUUUUGGGUUAAAUAUUAGUUAGGACAAAUAUUUGAAGCGCACAUUGACAUGCCGGUAGGAUGAAAAAUGUUUCAGGAAGAGUAUGUUGGACCAUGACAGGAAGAAGCAGAACCACAAUAAUCCUGAAAACAAAUAGAGAGGGACUUUCACUUGGAUAUGACGCUAAAAGUGCUGUAAUCACAAACCUCAUUCAUAUGGCAGCCUGUUGAGACAGUGUCUUGAGGGGCUGUACUGUACUGUUUAUUCUUUUGUUUACAUAAAGCAACUAUUAUGAGUGUAAUGCAUGAUGAGAAAUCAUACACUGGGGCCAUGUCAUAGAAAGGUGAGGGGUUGUAAGAAAAAUAUUUGUUCAUUCCAUGGCAUUAUUAGCAUGCAUUCCUGUGUUUCAUUUGGAAUAGGAGGCUUUUAGUGAAAACUGAGAUACAGAAAGUAAUUCGAUGUUCUGCAACUGCUACAAGCACCUAUGGCAUUUCUUUUAGCCAUUAUAGCAUAUUGCAUAAUAUAGACAUUUGGUUACCAAAUCUGACUAUUUCAUAAUAGUCUCUGAGACAUAAAACCCUGUGUUCCAGGCUCUGGACCUCAGAUCUACCUCCACAUGUCAUAUUUCCUCUCUUCAGGGGGAGGGGGAGUUUGUAUCACUUAACUUUGGACUCAGCCUCUCUCCUAAAGGUUCAUAUGGAACCCCUUUUCCUUGGCAGAUAUUCAACCAGUCCCUGCUUACAUAUUUUAGGUUACUACCUCCCAAGGUUUGUCCAUUCUGAAUACAUCAUAGAAUUCUAGCACCAAUGAGGGAUCCUAUUAGCCAUGUAGUCCUAUCCAGCAUUCAUAUUUUACAGAUGAGACAAAUACGGGUCAGAUUCUUUCCACAGAUGUUCCUUGAGGCCUUAUAGACCUGCACACUCAUUCUCCUAGGGGUCACAUUGUUAAACCAGAUUAGAGAAAAAUUUACAUGAUUGGUUGCAGUAUUUGUCCAAUUUCAUAUGUUAUGCUUCAGAAAACUUUAGAACACUCAGUUGAUUAGAUAAUAAGUAAAGUGUGCCUGUGGUAUGGGCAUAUAACAUUAGGUACACAAUAUUUCUCUUCUAACACUUUCUGUAAUAUCUCAGAAUUGAUUUACCUCAUUUAAACAUAUAAUGUCCAGAUCAUAAACCUUUAUAAAUUCAAGGCCUGCCUGUAUUAUUCAAAAUGACACAUGGAUUUUUACUCUUCUCAUUGUUAUUUUGAAACAGACUUUCCCCUGACUUUUGGUGUGUAAGUUCCAUACUAUAGACUGAAAGGGAACGUUUAUGUAGCGCUAAGAUUGUUAAAGGUGACUUACCAUCAUACAUAUUGGCUUAAGCUUAUAAUUGAGUAGAUGAUACAGUGUUUCACAGUAGAGUCCAAGGACCCAUUUUCUCCAGGGUUUGGAUCCUGAGAUUCCCUUUUCCAGAGUUCAUAACUGUCUUACACCCCCGGACCUCAGGAUCUUUUGCACUGGAGCAUAUAACCUGUUUAUAAAUAAAGGCUAUCAAACAUCUAUUGUACUAACUAUGAUGAUCACAUUAAAAUUUCUAAUAUUGCUAUCUCUGCCACCCCUAAACCUUUAUUCAAUUUUUCCCUGCAAAGCAAUGAGGGAUUUUGUUACUGCUUUAUUAAUAGCCCCUCCAAAUAACAAUAAAAUCAUUCCAAUCAUUA
This is a messenger RNA of Myotis davidii, 4004 nucleotides long. It is a transcript of the gene KLF8, whose product is annotated as Kruppel-like factor 8. The record is from RefSeq and is a predicted model, not a curated record. Gene Ontology annotation, molecular function: DNA-binding transcription factor activity, RNA polymerase II-specific; RNA polymerase II cis-regulatory region sequence-specific DNA binding. The transcript has 6 exons. Bases 581 to 1642 code for a protein of 353 amino acids. NCBI's taxonomy places the organism in Eukaryota, Metazoa, Chordata, Mammalia, Chiroptera, Vespertilionidae. Gene Ontology annotation, biological process: regulation of transcription by RNA polymerase II.